AUGAGUGACAAGCUUGCAAAAACAAUACAGAGAUUUCAAAGCAGAAUUGACAAUGGGUCAUUUUAUGAAGCACAUCAGACGUUGCGUACUAUCACGAACAGAUAUGUAAAAGCAAAACAAUUUAGUGAAGCAAAAGACUUGUUGUACCAAGGAGCUACAAUUCUUGUAAAUAACAAGGAGUACGCAUCUGCAUCUGAUUUGAUUACCUAUUUGGUUCAGAUUUAUACUGAAGAGGGUGUCGAGGUCAGCGACAGAGAUGCCAAGAACAGGCUCAUUGAUUUGGUUUCUGGCAUUCCUAACGAUGACCCCAGUUUGGUAGACUUGUCCAAAGUGUGUAUCAGUUGGUCCAAGCAAUCUUCAGAAUGUAGUAAGUUUGGUGAUCCUGAUUUGCAUCACUUGUUUGGUUCGAAGUUGUUACAAUGGUUGCUGGAUGGACUGAACAAUGGUAAUGGCAACAACAAGGGUGUGCCAGACGAGACAGCUGUGAAGCAGGCACAAACCGUCGAGGAAAAGAGCAAAGUUUUUGCUGUAGCUGAGAUUCAUUUGGUUUUAGGUACAUUCCGCAGUGUCCCAUUGUAUGUUGAUUACCUAGUUCUGUGUUCCAAAGCUAACCCAGAAGUAGAUCCAGGUGUCUUCUUGGCUCGUGCUAUUAUCAACUAUGCCUAUUUGCAGAACAUUAAAUUUGUCCAAGAGUCACAACAGCUCUUUGUUGCCAGCUAUAGCAGCGCGAUUUCCCUGCAACUGGAAUUCAAUUAUUAUAACACGUAUCCAUUGAUGAAUUUUUUGCAAUUGUUGGUAUUGACAUUAGAGAAAGACCAUGCUACGAAUGCUCAAAAAUUCCGCAAAUUGUACGACCAAUACCACACUGUCUUAAAGCAAUAUGAACUUCUUGCACCUGUAGAAUACUUAGGAAGAUUGUAUUUCGGCCUUAAUAUUGGUAAUGCGCAAGGUAAUAAUAUGCUAGCAAACAUAAUGAGCGGCUUAUUUAAGUAG
Candida tropicalis MYA-3404 is the source of this 993-nucleotide messenger RNA. RefSeq lists its product as uncharacterized. NCBI's taxonomy places the organism in Eukaryota, Fungi, Ascomycota, Pichiomycetes, Serinales, Debaryomycetaceae. The record is from RefSeq and is a predicted model, not a curated record. Gene Ontology annotation, molecular function: protein binding. Bases 1 to 993 code for a protein of 330 amino acids. Gene Ontology annotation, cellular component: TRC complex; cytosol. Gene Ontology annotation, biological process: protein insertion into ER membrane. The transcript has a single exon.